AUGGCCCAAGCCGGGCCAGUGGCCACGAUGCCGCCGCCAGAUCUUUCAGCCCGCCACUUCAUGCAGAACGGCAUGAUGCCGAGGAUGGUGUUCGAGCGCACCGGGCACGUGGAGAAUGUGAUUUGUAGCGCGGGCAGGUAUCGGAUAUACCCCAUGAAGGAUGUAGGUUGAUUUACAUGGAACUUUGAAUGUUGGAUUUAUUCAAAAUCACGGAGAAAAUUUGCAUAAAAAUUUUGAAAAUUUACAUAUUCAAAUUUUUGGUUUGAAAAAAUUUGCAUGAAAAAUUUAAAAAUUUGCAUAUUCAAAUUUUUGGAAAAUUUGAAAAAAUCACGGAGAAAAUUUGCAUAAAAAAUUUUGAAAAUUUGCAUAUUCAAAUUUUUGGUCUGAAAAAAAUUUGCAUGAAAAAUUUGAAAAUUUGUCUAUUCAAAAAUCCAGACAAAAUCUGCAUACAAAAUUUUUGAAAUUUGCAUAUUCAAAUUUUCGGCAAAUGACAAAAAAUCCAGCUGAAACUUGCAUGAAAAAUUUGAAAAUUUACAUAUUCAGAUUUUAAGGAAAAUGAAAAAAUAGAAAAUUUGCAUAUUCAAAUUUUUGAAAAUUCAAAAAAAAUCUAAAAAAAUUUGCAUAAAAAUUCUUGAAAAUUUUCAUUUUCAAAUUUAUAAAAAUCUGGAAAAUUUGAAAAAAAUUUUGUAAAAAAAUUGGAAAAUUUGCGUAUUCAAAUUUUUGAAAAUCCGAAAAAAAUCCAUAAAAAAUUUGCAUAAAAAAUUUAAAUUUGCAUAUUCAAAUUUUUGAAUUAUUUUCAGCGUCGAAACAAGGUCCGUAAAUGCUAUAUUGCCUUGAGGUCCUUCAUGUGCGAAAUUUACAAAAAUUCCAAAGAAUUCGACAAAGGCGAGGCUGGAAGACAUAUCAUUGAUUUGCGGACAGUGUUCAAUGUCUGCCAAGUUGUAAGUUGAUUUUUUAACUUUUUUUGAAAUUUUUUCUUUCAUUUUUUACUUUGCACAGUGCAAAAGCGAAAAAAUGUCCAUGCACUUUAUGAAAAACACCAAAAACCACUUCAGGAGGACCCAUUAGGCUUGAAAAGCAAGAUCAUCUCGGUGAUGACGCCCUCGGACACGUUCCUCAUCUCCAUCGACGAAAAUACCUCCGUUUCCUUCGACAAUUUCUUCCUGGAGUUCCGGGAUCGGUGUCGGGAAGCGCGCGCCGAAAGAUUGAGUCGGCAGGUGCUGGACGAGGAGUACUUUGACGCCGCAUGGGACGUGGAGGUGGUGUACAAGCCGAAGCUUCGAAUGCGGGCCAAUGACACGGCCGGACAUGAUGAUCUGGCCACCCGAUGCCCGCACAUGCUGGGCAGACGCAGAUUGUGCGUGAAAUCCGCCUCAAUCACACUGUUCAAGCUGGACGUGGAGCCGUUGGCGGACGCGUCCGUGGCUGAUGAGGCUUUUUGUGUGCAGGAUUUUCACGACUUCCCGGUAAGUUGAGGCCAAAAAUUUAUUGGAAUAGGGAAAUUAUUGGAUUUAAUUUUCAAAUUUUUGAAAACUGAACUAAAAAAGUUGAAGUUUGCUUACGAAUUUCAUACUUUUUUAUUUAAUUUUUUGAAAAUUUACAUAUUUUAUUUUUUUGGAAUUUAAAAAUAUUUUUUUUAUUUACUUAUUUUUCCCCAAAAUUUCGUAUUCCAAAAGUUUUUAUGACUUUUUUUUUGAACCCUUAAAGCUCUGCAGCUACUUUAGUUUUUGCACCGUGCAAUCAAAAUUUUGCAUUUUUUGCACAGUGCGGUUGAAAAAUUUUUUUUCGCACAGUGCAAAAAUUUAGAAUUUUUUUAUUGCACUGUGCGAAAAAUUUUUUUCCAACUGCACGGUGCGAAAAUUGGAAAAUUUUUUUGCACUGUGCGAAAUUACUUUUUGAACGGACCGCACUGUGCAAAACUGACUCAAAAUUUUCCAUUUUUUGCACGGUGCAGGCGGAAAAAAAAUUUUGCACAGUGCAAGUGAAAGUCAAAAAGUCAAAAAUUGCACGGUGCAAAAAAUCGAUUUUUUUUUUGCACUGUGCGAAAAUUCAAAAAAAUUUUUUUUGCACGGUGCGAAAAUGCAAUUUUUUUUGCACUGUGCAAAAAUUCAAUUUUUUUGCACUGUGCAAAAUUGCUUUUUUAACCUCCGCACUGUGCAAAACCGGCUUUUGCUUCGGAAAAAAACAGAAAAUAACCCUAAUUUCCCUAAUUUUCAGCUGAGCACAGUCUCCAAAUACGGAAGCCAAGAUAAGUAUGUGAUUAUUCGGAAUGGAAGAUGCUCCUCUUACGGGCCCGGUGAUCUCUGGCUUAUGACCGAGAGCAUGUAUAUGGCGACUCAUAUUCGGAUGCGGAUGUCCGAGCUUUACUUGGAAGAAGCGGAGCGUCGGCGGAGCCAAGGGAUCCAUUUGAGUUUGUAAGUUUUUAGGGAGGCAAAAAAAAAUUUUUUUUCAUUUUUUUUUUUAAUUUUAUUAUUUUUUUUUUUUUUUUGUUUUUUUGUUAAUUUUUUUAAUUUUUUGAAUUUCUUUAUUUCCUAUUUUUUUGCUUUUUUUUAUUUUUAAAACAUUUUUUUUAUUAUGUUUUUUUUUUAUUUUUUUAAAUUUUUUAAUUUUUUUUUAAUUUAAAAAAACAUUUUUUUAUUUCUUGAUUUUUUUUUAUUUUUUUUUUUGCUUUUUUUAUUUUACAAGGAAAGUACUUCUAUGGGGUGUGGAGUUACAGGUCGAGAUAUAUAUCAAAAAAUUCGCAAAAAUUUUCUGCUUCAGAAUAUAUAAAAAUUAGCUGCCUAAUUUUGGUCUGAUGACAUGUUUUUGUCCUCAGAAGUUUUCUCGCGACACCAUGCAAGUGUCUUUUUGACCGUAUUUUUACAAAUAAAAAAUUUUGUUUUGUGCUAAAAUAAAUUCUGAGGCCUUGACAAGCCUUAAAAUAUCAAAUUGGAUUACAACUACACCUUAAAGGUAGUUCCAAUGUAAAAAAUGGGUUCUAGUGUGGCAAAAAGAAUCGAACCCGUUUCCCUCGGAUUUCCAAUUCAGCGCUCUAUCCACUCGGCCACACCGCUCUCUUCCGAAGGAAGAGACCGAGCGCGCUUUUGUUGCCGCAGAUUUUUUUCCUCGAGAAAAACGUUUAUUGAUAAAACUCGCUGAUAGACCAAAAUUAGGCAGCUAAUUUUUAUACAUUCUGAAUCAGAAAAUUUUUGCGAAUUUUUUGAUAUAUAUCUCGACCUGUAACUCCACACCCCAUAGAAGUACUUUCCUUGUUAAAAAAAAUUUUUUGUUAUUAUGUUUUUUUUUAUUUUUAAAUUUUUUUAAAUUUUUUAAAUUUUUUUUAAUUUAAAAAACAUUUUUUUUUAUUUUUUGACAAAAAAAAGCAGUCGAAACGUAUUUUACAUUUUUUCAAAAAUUUUCAGACCCGGAAUUUCCGACCGCUUGAUUAAAUCGCGUUCUCAUCGAGACAAAGUGGAAGAACAUGAGACCGAGAUUGCCCGAUUGGAGGAGGAACACCUUCGGAAGGAAGCCAUUUUGUUGGAGGAGGAGCGGAAACGCGAAGAACGCGAGAGAUUCUUGGCCGAAAAUCCAGAGUAAGUUUGGAGAAAUUUUCCCCCGCAAAAUCUUGACAGUUUUGUGCAAAACGUGAGGUAAACAUCCCAAAAUAUCUUGGAAAUUCUGUGCGUGAAAUUUAUCGAAAACUAAGCAGCGAAUUUUCAGCAACUUUUUUGGGAAAUCGCACUGUGCAAAUUUCUUUCUAUUGCACAUUGCAAAUCUUUUUUCAUUGCACUGUGCAAUUUUCUUCUGGAAAUUGCACUGUGCAAAGUUUUUUUCUAUUGCACUGUGCAAUUUUUCUAUUGCACUGUGCAAAUUUUUUUAUUGCACAGUGCAAAGUUUUUUUUACUGCACUGUGCAAUUUUCUAUUCUAUCGCACCGUGCAAAAUUUUUUCGAUUGCACAGUGCAAAUCUUUUUUCAUUGCACGGUGCAACUUUCUUUUGGAAAUUGCACUGUGCAAGUUUUUGUUCCAUUGCACAGUGCAAAGUUUUUUCGACUGCACUGUGCAUUUUUUCGACUGCACAGUGCAAAGCUUUUUUUUACUGCGCUGUGCAAUUUUCUUUUCUAUUUUGCACAGUGCAAAGUUUUUUUCGAUUGCACUGUGCAACUUCCAAAAGAAAAUUGCACUGUGCAAGUUUUUGUUCCAUUGCACUGUGCAAACUUCUUCCUAUUGCACUGUGCAAAAUUUUUUUCGAUCGCACAGUGCGAAAUUUGUUUUUAUUGCACCGUGCAAACUUCUUUUCUAUUUUGCACAGUGCAAAGUUUUUUUUACUGCACUGCAGUGUUUUUAUUGCACCGUGCAAAAUUUUUGCGAUUGCACAGUGCAAAUCUUUUUUGAUUGCACGGUGCAACUUUCUUUUGGAAAUUGCACUGUGCACGUUUUUGUUCCAUUUCACUGUGACAAGUUUUUUUCUAUUGCACUGUGCAUUUUUUCGAAUGCACUGUGCAAGUUUUUGUUCCAUUACAAGUGCGAAAUUUGUUUCUAUUGCACCGUGCAAAUUUUUUUUAUUGCACAGUGCAAAUUUCUUUUCUAUCGCACCGUGCAAAAUUUUUUCGAUUGCACAGUGCGAAAUUUGUUUCUAUUGCACCGUGCAAACUUCUUUUCUAUUUCGUACAGUGCAAAGUUUUUUGUAUUGCACAGUGCGAAAAAUCCAACUUUGCGACGAAAUUUUCUUUAUGCAAACGAGGUUUUUGAUAAAAAACAAGAUUAGAAAAAUUUUCAUGGCACCUCAAAAACAAUUUUUCAUAAAAAUGCAAAAAAAAAUAUUUCAAAAAAAAAUUUUUUUAAAUCUUUAACCUAAAAUACGAUCAAUUUUCAAUUUAAAAAUUACAGAGUUGCCCGUCAAGAGGAAGAGGAGGCCGAGAGAAAACGGCUGGAAGAAGAGCGUGCCAGCAAAAGCGUUCUCCGCAAACUCUUCCGCCUGACAAAGAAGCCCGAAAAGGAGAAGGAGAGUCCCCGCUCCGAGGGCAGUCAGCCUCCAUCACCUCCGAAAAAGACUUCGUUGACGGGAUUAAUGAGUUUCCGACUGCCGAAAUCCUUAUCAAUCUCCACCACGAAUCAUAACGUAAAGAAGACGGCUGAGGCCGUGAAGCGACUGCAAGAUUUGAAGAAAAAGGAGGAAAAAGAGCCGGAACAGGAGGAUUACACAAUGUCUAUGAAUACGGGCCCGAUCCGAGGCAAUUCCAGACCGAAUCCGAUACAAAGGGAGGUCAAAACGUGAGUUUUUGGGAUUUUUUGAAAUUUUUAGGCUGAAAAAAUUUGAAAUUAGAAAAUUUGGCCAAGAAAAUCUUUUUUAAUUGGCAAAAAAAAAAAUUUUUUUUUUGGGCCAAAAAUUCAUUUCCGCCCAUUGCACAGUGCAUUUUGUAUUUCCAAAUUUUUUACACUGUGCGACCGAAAAUUUUUCAAUUUUUGCACAGUGCAAUCAAAAAAUCUUUUAUUUUUUGCACUGUGCAGUCAAAAAAAUCCUUUUAUUUUUCGCACAGUGCAAAGAAAAAAGCUUUUAUUUUUCGCACUGUGCAACCAAAAAAGAUCUUUCAUUUUUCGCACUGUGCAAUCAAAAAGAUCUUUUAUUUUUCGCACUGUGCAGUCAGAAAAAGAUCUUUUAUUUUUCGCACUGUGCAAUCAAAAAAAUCUCUUAUUUUUCGCACAGUGCAACCAGAAAAAGAUCUUUAAUUUUUCGCACAGUGCAGAAUUAAGCCAAGGGAUGUGGAAAUCAUUGAAAUUUUUGGGUUGAAAAUUACCAAAAUUUGGAAUAGGUCUCCACAAAAAAAUCCUAGACUUUUUUUCUCUAACCAGCACUCCAAAUUUUCUGUUGUCUCUCGUCUGCAAAGAUAGCGCAAUAUCUCGGGAAAGAGGGAAAACUAAGCGUUGAAAUUUUCGGGGAUUGAUUUGUAGCCUAGAUGAAGUAUUUGUGCCAAAUUUGAAGAAAAUCGACUGGUCGGUCUUUGAGAUCUUGCAUUUUUGAAAUUUCAUGACAAAAAAAUUCAGUUUUUGACAAGUUUCUCAAAAAAUUGAUGGUUUUUUAAUCGAUAAAGUUAUCUAAAAUAUCCUUGAAUAUCUCCUUAUCAAAGCUAUUCAAAUCUUUCAGUAGUCCAACAAAAACCGCCGCCGGAAUAACCCGAAUCGCGUCGCCGAAUGCGGACUACAUGAUGAUGAAAGAAGAGGAGCAAAACGCCCUCGCCGUGGACACCUACAACUUCGGCGACAAUCAGUUCCUGAGCGACGAGAGCUGCUGCUCGCCGCGCACGCAGACCUCCAGCUUCUCCACGUCGAUGCAGUCGAGUAUGCGACAAUCGGCGGCCCCCACCCAACGCGAUCAAAGCGUGGAGGAGUUGCGACGAUACGGGCGAAAUGAUCGCGCUUACUCGCUGGGUUCGCGGCCCGUUAAAAAACCACAACGUCAUCCAAUCACGCCGCCCUCGCUUCAUCAGAAAAAACACAAUUCAGGUGGGAGUUUUGAGAUUUUUUUAAAUUUUGCGAAUGUUUUGGAGGUUAUAUGUAAUAUUAUAGUAAAAUGCGCUGUAUCUAAAGUGUUUAUAACCUGGAAAGACUGCUAGAUUUAUUUUAUAAGCCAGAUUACAUCUUUUUAGAUUGUUUUCAAGCUUUGAAAUUCAAAAUUCCCGGCAAAUUUGGCAUUCUGUUCUAGGUUCUCUAGUUGCCUAAAAAAGGACAAAAAAAUAUCCGAUAUAAUCUGAAAGGCUUUUCAGGGAACAACAGAGACUAGAUUUCAACUGUAGUUUACAAAAAUUUCAAAAUUCCCGCCAAAUUUGGCAUUAUGUUCUAGGUGCUCUAGUUGCCUGAAAAGGACAAAAUAAGAACGUAAGACGGUCAGAAAAACUUUUUCUGAGGUCGGAGGCCGGAUUAAAAUUUUAGUUUUUGAAAAUUUCAAAAUUCCCGCCAAAUUUGGCAUUAUGUUCUAGGUGCCCCAGUUGCCUUAAAAGGUCAAAAUGAAACUCUAAAAGAGUAUGGAAAGCUUUUUAGAGAUCAUCAGAGACUAGAUUCCAAUUGUAGUUUACGAAAAAUUCAAAAUUCCCGCCAAAUUUGGCAUUCUGUUCUGAUGUCUCUAAACCAACAAAAAGACUGUGAAUAAGUAUAAAAUGACAAUAUAUCAUUCUGAAAAGUUUAAUAAUCGAUAUUUAGACACUUCUCAGUGCUUUUGCAAUAAUAAAAUUUUCAAACUUUUUGAAUUCCCGCCAAACUUGGCAUUCUGUUUUUGGUCCUGUAAGCCAUUGUAGGUCCCAAAAAGAAGUUCCAAAUUCAUUAUGGAACAAAGUUAAAUGUCGUGUGGUCUUCAGUGUUCUCAAAAAUAGUGAAUUUUUUUGGUUUCAGACAUAAAAAUUCGAAAAAUUAUAUUAUCCAUGAUGAUUUUGAUGUUUUUCUUCAAGUUUGACCCGAUUUUUUGAUGAUUUCUGAAGCGAUUUGGCCUUUGAAUACUUAUCUACUUUAUUUAGGACAUUUUGAUUGCAUAGUUGUUGCAGGUUCGGGCUCUCUGAACACCGUGGGAUCCAUCAAAGAGGAGGACGAAGAGGCGUUGGAGGCGUUGGGCAAAAAGUCGAACACGGACGGGAAACUGAACGAAAAUGUCCGCAAGGUGCAGGAAAAUCUGUCACGCCUCGAAAUGGAGGAGCGCAAGGACAAGCACACCGAAAUGGUGGACAUGUUCCGGAAUCGCGCCCAUUCCUACGAGAGCAGUCAGAGCACCCGCAAAUUGAUGGGAUGGAAGAAAUUCUUCGUCAAACGACCCGAACCCGCACCACAGGUCAGUCAACGGGCCAUUUUGAGCAAAAUUUUUGCUCUACCAGUCUGUCGGGAAAAUAAUGUGCACUCUGCCGCAGGGAAAAUCGGAUCGCCGGAGGGAAAAUGAAUUGUGUCACGAAAAAUCAAAUUGCUUUUCACUUCAGCGACGCGAUUGGUGCGACAUUGUGCUCAUUAUUUUCCCGACAGUAAUAAAAAAUAAAUUUUCGCACAGUGCAAAACAACCUUUAAUUUUUUGUACAGUGCAACCAAAAAAAUCCUUUUAUUUUUGGCACGGUGCAGUUGAAUUUUUUUUUAUUUUUUUGCACAGUGCAGUCAAAAAAAUUCCGUUUAUUUUUUCCACAGUGCAGCCAAAGGAAUUUUUUGCACACUGCAGUCGAAAAUAAACUUUAUUUUCGCACAGUGCAAUCAAAAAAUCUUUUCAUUUUUUGCACAGUGCAAUCGAAAAAACUUAUUUUCGCACAGUGCAACCAAAAAAUCCUUUUAUUUUUGCACAGUGCAGUCAAAACUAAAUUUCAUUUUCGCACAGUGCAAUCGAAAAAAAUUUUUGAUUUUCGCACAGUGCAACUAAAAAAAAUUUUUUUUAUUUUUGCACAGUGCAGUCAAAACUAAAUUUCAUUUUCGCACAGUGCAACUAUAAAAUUUGUUUAUUUUUUCCGCACAGUGCAGUCCAAAACAAAUUUUAUUUUUGCACAGUGCAACCAUAAAAUUCGUUUAUUUUUUCGCACAGUGCAGCUAAAAAAAAUCCGUUUAUUUUCCGCACAGUGCAGUCAAAAAUAUUUUUGUUUUCGCACAGUGCAACCAUAAAACUCGUUUAUUUUUUCGCACAGUGCAGUCAAAAAAUUUCCGUUUAUUUUUCGCACAGUGCAACCAUAAAAUUUGUUUAUUUUUUCCGCACAGUGCAGUCCAAAACAAAUUUUAUUUUUGCACAGUGCAGCCAAAAAAUCCUUUUACUUUUGCACAGUGCAAUCGAAAAAAAUUAUUUUCACACAGUGCAGUCAAAAAAUCAUAUUAUUUUUUUGCACAGUGCAGUCAAAAAAAUCCUUUUAUUUUUGCACGGUGCAGUCAAAAAAAAAUUUAUUUUUGCACAGUGCAGCCAAAAAAAUUUUAGUCUCAAAUUUUUCCCAGGUUCCCCAAAAAAUUUCUGCGGCUUACAUUGCUCAAUUAUUAUAUUUUCUCCCCAUUUUUCAGGAGCGCGCUCGGAUCAGCAGCAACGAAAGCACGUCGAGUCGGUUUUCGACGCCGCGCUGGAACGCGAACAGCCGGGUGUCGAUGCUGAACAGCGACGAGAACGAGCGCGACGACGGCGACUUUGUGAUGAGCGGGCCGCCGAAGCACGAGAGUCCGCAGAGCCGGAGUCGGACGUCGAGUUUCGGGAAGACGAUCGCGGACAUGACCAAGAUCCAAAAGGAGCUGAUGGAGGCGAAGCGGCGCCGCGAGGAGCCGCCGCGGCUCCGCAAUCGGCCGGCCCGGCUGAAUGGGGCCGAAUCCGACAACUUUUUGGAGCUGUAUAGUCGGGCGAUUGAGGAGGCGCACCGGCGCCGCAAGGAGGCCAAAGAGAAGCCGCGCCGGAAGAGCUUCGACCUGACGGUCUUGACGAGCUAUCGGCGCCGCAAACCGAUCAUUGAGCUGAAGCGGACGGUGUCGGAUUCCGAGUUUGUGAUCCCGUCGCGCAAGUGGAUGUGCUUGCCGCUGGAUGAUGCGAUAAUUCGAAGAUAUCGCUACUUCAUCCAGCGCCGCCGCGAAGACAACACCCGUCUGCGCAAAGAGCAGGAACUGGCGAUGGAGAAGCGCAUGCGUCGCGAGCGUCGCCGUCAGGCCGCCCUACAGCAGCAGCAGUCCCAAAGUCAACCCGUCACCCCAUGCAAUGACAAUGACUAUGUGCUGCCCGCCAUCAAACCGAAGCCGGAAGUCAUGUCCGCCAAACGAAGAGCACGAAUUCCAACCGCCAAAAAGGCGAGUCAAGUGUCGCGCAACGACUCCACCGAGCGCCUGAAAAUCGUCCGCGGCGAGACACACAUGCGCCAACAGAAGGCCAACUCUGCCUCGGUUCCGAAGAAGCCGGGCGUCGAGGUGAAGCCAAGAUGCAGAACGAUGACUGGCAAGUUCAUCAGAGAUGAUCAACAGCCAGGACCGUCGGGUAAGCGAUUUGAGGAGGGUUUGGUGAAUUUUGGAAAAUGAAAAAAAUUGCACUGUGCAGGCAAAAAAAUUUAUUUUUUGCACAGUGCGUAUAAGAACUACUUUUAUUUUUUCGCACAGUGCAGUCUAACGAAAACAUUUUUUUUUGUAUUUUUGCACAGUGCUGCGCAAAAAAAUUAUUUUUUUAUUUUUGCACUGUGCAACGAAAAAAUUUAUUUUUCGCACAGCGCGGUAAAAAUUUUUUGAACAAGAUUGUUUUCAACUUUUUGCACGGUGCAUAAAUAUAUAGUGAUCCGCAAUUUAUUUAUUUUUUUUUCUAGAAAUUUGUCAAAAAAAAAUUUUUUUUCAAAUCUCACAGGGUAAACACUCCAAGUGCGACGCUCAGAUUUUGAUGAAACUUGGCACAAAUUUAGAAUAAUUUUUUCUAAGAUAUAUGCGAGAAUCCUAGCCCGUGCUUUGCAGAAACAACCGAGAUUUUUAGCUCGAAAAUCGGCCAAAAUUUAGGACUUUUUGCCGAAUUUAGGCACGAAAAGUUUCAUGCCUAUUUCUACCGUAAAGAGUAAUGUUUCUACAAAAAAUCAAAUUUUUCCACACGAAACUGCCAAAGUUACGGCCAAAAAGCAUUUUUCUCUCUGACCGCUCUCCACGUUUAGCGUGCUCUCUCGGCGGCAAAAAUCGUUCGAUAUCUCGGCGGCGCCCGGAAAGCGCGAGCUAAAACUUUCAGGAGUUGAUAUUUAGUCCAUACCCGACGUGUGUGCAAAAUUUAAAGAAAAUCUGAGCGUCGCACUUGGAGUACUUCCCUUGUCAGCAAAUUAACGAAUUUUAUUUUCAAAAUUUUUUCCAGGCCUUUCCAAAAACUCUCACGCCGAGAUGAUGCCGUCCACCUCAGCGAUUGGCUGGAAAUCGGCGCCGUCGACCUCGCGCGACGACCGUGGGCCUUCGCCGACCAGUUCGCGGGCCAAACCGCAGCAUCGGAAUCGGCUGCGGUCGGAAGUGGAGCGGUCGGGCGGUCGCAAGUCGCCCUCGCCUUCGCUGCACAGCCAAAAGUCCAACUCGUCGGCCAAUCCGCGCCCCAGCGAGACGGCGGGGUUGCGGUCGAUGGCGCGCGUGGCGGCCAGCAACGUGAGGCAUGGGACGCCGGCCAAAACGGGCGCCGAACGACGGGCCGCGCAGAUCGAAAAGCAGGGGAUUCCGGUGCGGAAAAGCGCGUUUGGAGCGGGACGAAGACUCAGCUUCACGAAGCCCACGGUUGGCUUCGAAUUUGAGGUGGGUUACUGUAGUUUUUCGCGGAUUUUCGCCGAUUUUUCGCGGAUUUUGGCCGAUUUUUCACGGAUUUUGACCGAUUUUUCACGGAUUUUGGCCGAUUUUUCGCGGAUUCUGACCGAUUUUCUCGAAUUUUUGGGCAACUUUUUGCGGAUUUUGGCCGAUUUUUCGCGGAUUUUGGCCGAUUUUUCACGGAUCUUGGCCGAUUUUUCACGGAUUUUGGCCGAUUUUUCGCGGAUUUUUGGGCAAUUUUUCGUGGAUUUUGCCCGAUUUUCUCAAAUUUAUGGACAAUUUUUCGGAUUUUUUUAAUUUUUUUUGUUUUUUUUUAUUUUUAUAAUUUUUCGAAUUUUUUCAAAAUUUUUCGGAUUUUUUUAAUUUUUUUUUUGUUUUUUUUUGGGUGUCAAAAUUUUCUUACUAUCAUAUCGUAUCACUACCGCUACAAAUCAAAGCCAUUUUUCAUUUUUUUCGACAGUUUUUUCCUCAUUUUCCCAAUUUUCCACUGUUUUUCACACUUUUUUUAAAUUGUUUUAUUUUUUAGCCCGUAUUUUACAUCGAAUCCCAUUUUUCAGAAGUCGAAAGGAGUUCAAGACGAUUAUGUAACAGCUUUGCCGUCCACUUCGACCAAACCUACGGCUACAACCGAGGAAUUAAAGGCGUUUGCCCGGAGGCAAUCGAAGAUCAAAAACUCUCCGUAAGCAUGUUUUUAGCAUUUUCGGGGCUUAACUGAGAUUUUGGGGGGGAAAAUUGGGAAAAAAUUUUAUCGCCUGAGGGGAAAUGGCGAUUUUUUGGCAAUUUUUGUGAAUUUUUUGAAAUUUUUCAUUAUUUUCGAUGAUUUUUUAGCGAAAUUGUUUACAAAAAAUGGCUGUUAGCAGCCAAGAGGCUUUUCCUCAAAAUUUCAGAAAAUUUGCCUCAGGCAAAAUGCGAAAUUUUCACUAAAAACCUCGAAAAUCCGAGCUUUUUCCCCAUUUUUGGCAAAUUUUUGAAAUUUUUGGCCGUUUUAACUCAAAAAUUUAUCACAAUCUUGGCUGUACUGUAACAACAACUCUAUUCCAGCUCCCCAGUACAGCUGCGCAAAGUGUCGCAGCAUUCGGCACACGUCUCGCCGGUGAAUCUUCGCAAAGACACCCGCGAAGACUUGCGCGGCCGAAAAAAGAAGCCCAAAACCACGUUGACGCUGCCGGCCAACCUGAACAACGUCGACUACGUGGAAGUUCAACCCGUGAUCAAGAAUUUGGACAGUCAGAACCCGUUCAAACGUCGGCGGAAACGCGAAUCCAGCGCCUCGUCGAGUUACUCCGACAGCAGCGAGUAUACCAACUAA
This is a messenger RNA of Bursaphelenchus xylophilus (pine wood nematode), 12513 nucleotides long. NCBI's taxonomy places the organism in Eukaryota, Metazoa, Nematoda, Chromadorea, Rhabditida, Aphelenchoididae. The record is from the annotation of a GenBank genome assembly.